AUGAAGGACGAGGUUAUAAGCUCUUCAGGGGAUCCGCUAUUGCCCCCCAGAUCUUCUUCUCCGCCUCCUAUCCACACUCCUGCUGCCAGUUCUGUAGGGGCAUCAUCUCCUGCCUUUCCUACAAAUGCUGGCAGCACGGACUGGUUCGGUCAAGUGCAGAACUCGAAAGGGGGUUCUCUUUCUCGCGUUGGGUCACAGCCCAUGUGGACUUCUUUGAGCACCAGUGCUGGUGAUUCUGCUCUUGGAUCAUCUCAACCUUCUUGCAGACCAUGGGAAAGAGGUGAUUUACUGAGGCGUCUCUCAACGUUCAAACCUGCCAAUUGGUUUGGAAAGCCCAAGGCUGCUAGUGCACUUGCCUGUGCCAGAAGAGGAUGGGUGAGCGUGGAUGUUGAUAAAAUUAAAUGUGAAUCUUGUGGCGCGAGUCUAAAAUUCAUUUCAUCAGCUACCUGGACUCCUUCUGAAGCUGAUAUUGCUGGGGAAGACUUCGCCCAGAAACUAGAUGGCGGGCAUAAAGUUAACUGUCCGUGGGUAGGAAAUAUCUGUGCAGAAAGCUUGGUUCAGUUCCCUCCUACUCCACCAUCAGCAUUGAUUGGUGGUUAUAAGGAUCGUUGUGAUGGACUAAUGCAGUUCCCUUCCCUGCCCAUUGUGGCUGCUUCUGCAUUUGAGCAAAUGCGAGUUUCUCGGGGUCCAGAAAUUGACCGGCUUUUAUCUCAGUUUCAGUUUGCGGGCAAUGAAUUGGGCUUUAAGCUGGAGAUUAUAUCAGGGACUGAAAAUGCCAGAGAUGAUAUCUUCUUCUUAUACUCUCGUGCUCAAAAGUUGAUAAGCCUGUGUGGAUGGGAACCAAGAUGGCUUCCAAAUAUUCAGGACUGUGAAGAGAAUUCUGCUCAAUCAGCCAGAAAUGGAUACUCGACUGGUCCUUCAAAAAAUCGGGGUCUUCUGUCUGACCUUGACCGUGGCAAGAAGAAAUUGUUUGCUUCCACAAAAAAAGAUUAUGGCAUAAAUGAAGUUAUGGCUCCCAAGUCAAAAUCCGUGUCCAGGUCACCUUUAUUGGAUUGCAGCUUAUGUGGAGCCACAGUUAGAAUCUGGGACUUCCUCACUGUUGUACGUCCUGCUUCUUUUGCUUCCAAUAGCAGCGACGUUCCUGAAACUAGCAAGAAGAUGGCAUUAACACGUGGAGUAAGUGCGGCAAGUGGCAUCAGUGGAUGGGUUGCUGUGGAUGGGAUGGAGAAGGAGCAGGUAGAGGACCAUGAUGAAGCUGCAACAAACGGAGGGAAGUCAUUGUCAAACAUCGGGGUGGAUUUAAAUCUUACAAUAUCUGGUGGGUUAUCCUCUUCGCGGUUGCAGAUGAACGUUAUGUCUGAACAAUACCAAGAUGCGCCUAGAGGAAGAAAUUUAGUGAUUGGACAGCCUUCGAGCAGCGAGGUUGGGGAUCGUGCAGCUUCAUAUGAAUCAUGUGGUCCUAGUUCUCGCAAGCGGAACUUAGAUGAAGGUGGAAGUACAGUUGAUAGGCCAACAUUAUUGAUGCAACAUGUUGACAGUAUUGAAGGCACUGUCAUUGACCGUGAUGGUGAUGAAGUCGAUGAUGGUAAACAGCAUGCUGCUGGCCUUUCAAAACGUGCCCGUGACUCUGAUAUUGUUGAACACCAUCAUUCCUCAUAUAGGAAAUAUUCUUCUGGUGCUGGUCCUAGCCAGCCAUUGGGAAUGGAUAUAGGAACAGGUGCUCCGAGAGAUCUUUCUAAUCAGGGUCCUGAGUUAGCAUUUGGUUAUCCAUCAACUAGAGAUUCUACACAUGCUUCCUCCAUCAUUGCAAUGGACACUGUAUGUCAUACUCCAGGUAAUGAUUCAAUGGAAAGUGUUGAAAAUUACCCUGGAGAUUUUGAUGAUGUUCAUUUUCCAUCUACAUCAACCUUCAGAAAUACAGAUCUCAAUGAGACUUCUGAACUGAACUACAGUAACCAAGCACAACAAAGUACUUGCCCAGCUGUAAGAAGUGUUGUUGAAAUGGGCGUUAGUAGUACAAAUGAUGAAGAAGUACUGAACGCAGAUACUGCGACUGGGCAUGGGAGAAAUGCUGAAAUUCAUGGCAUUGAUGCGUCUAUCAACAGAGCUGAUAGUGUCGUCGGUGAUGUGGAGCCAAUUGCUGAAAUUACUGACAACCAAGGCCAGACUGGUGAAUUUGCUCCAGAUCCAGGGCUAAUGGGUGAUUUUGUCCCGGAAGAAAUGGACCAAGAGGAUCGUGCUGGUGAUAGUCAAGAUUUUAUGUCUCGAUCUAUAGGAAAGGCUGAUAGGGGCUCAAAAAUUUUGGGUUUCGCCAAGGAAGGAUCUAUUGAAAGUGGUGAAAAGACCAGUAACAUGCGUGCAGCACCUCAUGAGAACAGUCCAAAUUAUUCUCUUUCUUGCAAUGCCAUUUUAUAUUCUGGCUGUGAUGCAUCCAAGGAAGAAGUUACUCAGGCUGGCAAAGAUCUGACCACUGAUGACUGUAACUCAGGCUAUUUGUUUGCAAAAGGGACAGGGCCACCAAAUGGUGGAUGCAACUAUGAGGAAGUUGUUGAAUUCGAUCCAAUCAAGCAUCAUAAUCACUUCUGUCCAUGGGUGAAUGGAAAUGUUGCCGCAGCUGGCUGCAGCAGCAGCAGCGGCUCUGGUUCCAGUGCUGGUGCUCAGGCACUAUGCGGUUGGCAGCUGACACUAGAUGCUUUGGAUGCUUUCCAAUCUCUAGCACAAGUUCCAAUUGAAACCAGGGAAUCUGAAUCAGCUGCAUCCAUGCACAAGGAUGACCAUCUGACUCCUGAGACAUGGACAGCUGUUGAGGAUGCUGCCUGCAGCAGUCAUCACAGAUGA
Molecule: messenger RNA, 2838 nt
Organism: Fraxinus pennsylvanica
Lineage: Eukaryota; Viridiplantae; Streptophyta; Magnoliopsida; Lamiales; Oleaceae
Source: the annotation of a GenBank genome assembly